AUGGGAUCCGCAUCCAAGCUCUUCUACCUUGCUGUCUUCUCAUUCCUAAAGUCAGGUCAUGCAGAUCCCCACGUUAAUGUGUCUCAGUCGUACCCCUCCGACCAGUGUGUUAUCAAUACAAAAUCCACCGUGUCUGAUACCUGUACCUCUUUUGCGACACUCAAUGCUGUGAACAAGGAUAUCUCUCCUGUUUUGAAAUUGAUUACGCACCACAGUGAUUUCUUCUCAUACUACCGCCUGAAUUUGUUCAACAAACGUUGUCCAUUCUGGUCAGAUGAUGCCGGUAUGUGUGGAAAUAUAGCUUGCGCCGUUAGCACCUUAGACUCUGAAGAGGACAUACCACCUACUUGGAGGGCUGAAGCACUAAGUAAGCUGGAGGGUCCGAAGGCCGGACACCCAGGGAAGCAGCAGCAGCAACAGAGACCCAAGAAGAAGCCCCUUCAAGGGAUGCUUGGAGAAACUGUCGGUGAGUCUUGCGUGGUAGAAUAUGAUGAUGAAUGUGACGAGAGGAACUACUGCAUUCCAGAAGACGAGGAUGCCAUGGCGAAAGGGGACUAUGUGAGUUUGGUCGAUAAUCCGGAGCGGUUUACUGGCUAUUCCGGUCGCGGCGCCUGGCAGGUUUGGGAUGCAGUUUACCGGGAGAAUUGCUUUUUGAAACCACCCCAGCAGUCUUCCUUACUGCCGAAAGGCUUAAAACUUGAAAAAAUAAAGGCCGCGCAGGAUUUCCGAACCGUUCUUGAAAAAUAUGAAAGAAACCAAGUCGAGAGCGCUGCUUUCCGAAACGAAGGAUAUCCAGUAGAUGAUGAAUGUCUGGAGAAGCGGGUGUUUUACCGUUUGAUUAGCGGGAUGCAUGCGUCUAUAUCAACGCAUCUUUGCUGGGAUUAUUUCAACCAGUCUACCGGGGAAUGGCUACCAAACGUGCAGUGCUAUGCAAAAAGAUUGCACCAGCAUCCCGAGCGAAUAUCUAAUGUUUAUUUCAAUUUCGCUCUUUUGUUACGUGCCGUUGCUAAAUUGCGAUAUCACCUCAAGAACUACUCGUUCUGUGCAAGCGACCCAGAGCAAGACUACCAAACAAAACAAUGGGUGUCACAGUUGACAAAAACGCUUGCUUUUGAACCAAAAAUAUUUGACGAAAGCGUCAUGUUUCAAGACGACGGUGGGAGUGACUUGAAAGAAGACUUUCGUAAUCGGUUCCGAAAUGUCAGUCGACUUAUGGAUUGCAUUGGGUGUGACAAGUGCCGACUCUGGGGGAAGCUUCAAACUGCUGGUUAUGGCACAGCUUUGAAGGUUCUAUUCGAAUUUGAAGAUGCCGAGACGAAAGACGAUAUAUUUCUCCGUCGAACAGAGCUGGUUGCUCUGGUCAAUACUCUUGGAAGAGUUUCUCAUAGUGUAUCUGCCAUACAAAGUUUCGAGGAAGCCCUUAAACUGGAAAAGCAGUUUUUGCCCGCGCAUUCAACAUCUCAAACCUCACAUGUCAAACGUGAAACUAAACCUGCUGCAACCUUUGGUACAGAGCCCAAGGAGGCUAUACCAUCCGCACUGGAUCGGCAAGAAAGCGGUGAAAGUACGGCUGGCGCAUUGCGGGAUGAAUGGCGACUGAUAUGGCGGGCAUAUAUUUUUGUUCUUCGAAGCUGGGUCGCAUUCCCAAAAACAGCGUAA
Messenger RNA from Ophidiomyces ophidiicola, 1659 nucleotides. It is a transcript of the gene ERO1, whose product is annotated as endoplasmic oxidoreductin-1. The record is from RefSeq and is a predicted model, not a curated record. Lineage: Eukaryota; Fungi; Ascomycota; Eurotiomycetes; Onygenales; Onygenaceae. The transcript is spliced from 2 exons. Gene Ontology annotation, biological process: protein folding in endoplasmic reticulum. Gene Ontology annotation, cellular component: endoplasmic reticulum; endoplasmic reticulum membrane. Bases 1 to 1659 code for a protein of 552 amino acids. Gene Ontology annotation, molecular function: FAD binding; thiol oxidase activity; protein-disulfide reductase activity.